This is a messenger RNA of Pelobates cultripes (western spadefoot toad), 175 nucleotides long. The record is from the annotation of a GenBank genome assembly. NCBI's taxonomy places the organism in Eukaryota, Metazoa, Chordata, Amphibia, Anura, Pelobatidae.
GUUGUUAGGCUGUGGUCUGACCUCAUCCUGCUGUGAGGAUCUACGCUCUGUUAUUAUCAAAAACCGAUCUCUGACCAAACUGGAUCUGUCAGGGAAUACCCUGCAGGACUCAGGAUUAAAGCUUCUGUGUGAGGGUCUCAGGUACCCAGACUGUACCCUGCAUGAGCUGCGGUGA